Messenger RNA from Annulohypoxylon maeteangense, 2748 nucleotides. Its product is annotated as Rad4-domain-containing protein. The record is from RefSeq and is a predicted model, not a curated record. Gene Ontology annotation, biological process: mismatch repair; nucleotide-excision repair. The transcript is spliced from 2 exons. NCBI's taxonomy places the organism in Eukaryota, Fungi, Ascomycota, Sordariomycetes, Xylariales, Hypoxylaceae. Bases 197 to 2659 code for a protein of 820 amino acids. Gene Ontology annotation, molecular function: single-stranded DNA binding; damaged DNA binding. Gene Ontology annotation, cellular component: XPC complex; nucleus; cytoplasm.
GGUGCCUUUCCCGAAGCAUCAAGUCAAUCGUCGAUACCUUCCCAUCUGUUGAAAGUGAAUACACUAGCGCUAUGCACCCUCAAGAUUUAUAUUGGCUGCCGACAUAAUGUCGCCAUCCAGCUCCGUACUUAUCCCUUUCUAAAUAAAAUAGAUGAAUAUUCAAUGUUAGGUACCUACCCGAUACAAAUCUAACACCAUGGCUGGAAGAAAGCGUACUGCCUCUAGGGCGAAUGCGACGAAUGCGACGGCCUCAAGAUCCACACGAUCAACCAGGUCCAACACAAGACGUUCCGAUGUUCCAGAUAUAUAUAAUCAAAUGCUUGCCGAUGUCGAUAUACAACCCCAUACGACGCUGUCCGAACGACCGUUGAAAAGACGGAAGCCUAGCCAAAAGAAUGAUCAUUCCCCCAAGAAACCCGAUCCCCCCAAAGCGAUAUCAAAGCCUGAGGAUGUGGAUGAUGAUGACGAUGUUCAAUUUGAGGAUGUGCCACUCCCUGCUGCCACUAUGCAGACGGUGUUUAGGGAUUCAGAUGAAGAAGAUGAUGACGAUGAAAUUCAAUUCGAAAAUGUCGAUCUCUCAAUUCCUUCUUCGAAUUUGGAUAAUACUGAGGAUGGCAACAAAGACCUUGAGCUUAACUUCUCGGCGCGGAUGGCCGCAAGCCCUCGAAAGUCCGCGGAUAGGCGGAAGCCAAUCAGCAAAGAAGAGAAGGGCCGUCGCAUGGAAAUACACAAGAUGCAUAUUCUGUGCUUAUUAGCUCAUGUCGCUCGUAGAAACCGAUGGUGCAACGAUAAUACUACCCAGAAAACAUUACGAAAACUUCUAACGAAUAAAAUGAUCACCUAUCUCAACCCAAGCACCCAACUUAGUCAAUUUGGACGUGCUAAUUCUCUCAAAGAAGGACUGCAACAAGUAGGAACCAUGUUUAAGACCAAAUAUCAAGUUACCGAGCGUGGGAUUCGAAGAUCACUUUGGGCUGACAAUGAACAACAUCUUCAAAAUUAUAAACUCCCAGACGAUGCAGAGACGCCCAUGGAAAAAGACGAUUUUCGCGAAGCCGCAAAAUCCCUUUGCGGCUCACGGGAUGUUGGCGCUCAAUUAUAUUGUGCGCUGCUCCGAAGCGCUGGUGUUGAAGCUAGGCUUGUAUGCUCUCUUCAACCUCUUGCCUUCACUCCUGGAGGACCCCCUUUGGGGAAGCCACCGAAAGCGAAAGGGAAAUCGUCCAUAGUAGAACGAUAUGCUCAGCAAUCAAAGAGAGAGAAAGCCCCUGACUCGCCAGCAGAGAGUAGUAGUAGUAGUUCUUCAGUGCUUAGGCGCCUGGGACACCCGAAAGCUGCGGCCUUUCAUCUGCCUACGAUACCGACGGCCCCUUCGCCUCGCGAAGCUCCACCGAUCUCCAAGAAGAUCCGAGAAUCUCCCUAUCCUAUUUACUGGGUUGAGAUACUCGAUGAAGCCCACCAAAAAUGGCAACCUGCCGACCCGUUGGUGACUUGCUCGUUCUGGAAACCUCAAAAUAUGGAACCGCCGGCUUCUGAUAGAGAAAACAGUAUGACUUACGUUGUUGCCUUCCAGGACGAUGGCACAGUAAAAGACGUAACGCGUCGUUAUACGAAAGCUUAUAAUGCGAAAACAAGAAAGAUGCGUAUUGAAAGCGCAGAGAGUACCGGUGAAAAGUGGUGGCAGAAAACUCUCCGAACGUUCUCUCGUGGCUUUCCUACAGAUCUAGAUCGGAUCGAGGAUAGUGAGUUGGCAGAUAAACAGUUACGAGAACCGAUGCCUCGUAAUAUUGCCGAUUUUAAAGACCACCCAAUUUUCGUUCUUAAGCGGCAUCUUAGACGAAAUGAGGUUCUUGUGCCGAAUGCUCCAGCUUCAGGAACAGUAGGUCCCGGUAGUACCGGCCCCCUGGAGAAGGUUUAUAGGCACAAGGACUUGCGAAUUGCCCAUAGUAGGGAUAAGUGGUAUCGCAUGGGUCGAGAAGUCCUCCCAAACGAGAUACCUGCUAAGUUUCUCCCUAAACGAAAAAGACCGAAGUCGGACUUAUUUGACGACGAUGAAGGGGACGACGACCCUAGUGAACCAAAUGGGAUACCAAUCUACACGUUCGAUCAGACUAAACAGUUCAAGCAUCCACCUGUCGUUAACGGUCAAGUACCAAAGAACCGAUUCAGGAACAUCGACCUUUACGUGCCCAGCAUGGUACCCGAGGGCGGUGCAUACGUGGCGGAUGAGCUCGGCGCCCGGGCUGCAUUUAUACUUGGGGUUGAUUACGCCCCUGCGCUUACCGGCUUUCAGUUUAAGGGGAGGCAGGGCACUGCAGUCUUACAUGGAGUAGUCGUUGCCGCGGAAACUGAGGAGGCUGUCCGCGCUGUGAUUUCCGGUAUAAAGGAUCAGGCUGCCGAAUUAGAGAAGGAUCGACGAACCCAAGUAGUCCUUAAAGCUUGGAGACUCUUUUUAAUGAGCCUCAGAGUCCGGCAACGAAUUUUCGCAGAUGUUGACUCCGAAGAUGAGGGUGAUAACCAAGAAGAUAUCGAAAUAGACAAAGGCAAAGAAAUAGCACACGAACACGAUUCAGAGGAUGAAGAAAAGCAGAGCGAGAACAGUGAUGAAGGCGGCGGCUUUAUGGUUGACGAUGAAUAUGCCGGGGGAUUCAUGGUCGACUAAAGAUUCCAAGGACUGUAACCUUAAGAUACCCAGCUUAUGAUUUGCCAUCUGCAGUACCUAGACGAAUAUUGCUUUGAAAUUGAAGGAGU